This is a messenger RNA of Physeter macrocephalus (sperm whale), 5964 nucleotides long. RefSeq names its product microfibril associated protein 3 (gene MFAP3). The record is from RefSeq and is a predicted model, not a curated record. The transcript has 3 exons. Gene Ontology annotation, molecular function: MHC class II protein binding; protein tyrosine kinase binding. Gene Ontology annotation, biological process: positive regulation of ERK1 and ERK2 cascade; interleukin-15-mediated signaling pathway; T cell activation. Gene Ontology annotation, cellular component: membrane raft; external side of plasma membrane. Bases 255 to 1343 code for a protein of 362 amino acids. NCBI's taxonomy places the organism in Eukaryota, Metazoa, Chordata, Mammalia, Artiodactyla, Physeteridae.
AAAGAAGCUGCAACACCUUUCGAACCUUUGGACUCACACCAUUGAUACCUCUGAUCCUGAUGACAUGCCAAUUUGGGUUCCGCAGGUUGGUCUCUACUCAUCUCUUUUAAUCUUGAAGACUUCAAAAUAUACCUGGAUCUACCAUCUUUUUUGAAAACUGCAAUACCAAGCAAUCAAUGACCCACCGUGCUCUUGUCAUAAUAUAGAAGCUUUUCAGUUCUCCAACUCUAAACAAGAUUUUCCCCCAUUUUCCCAUGAAGCCACAUUGUUGUUUAUUCACUUUAGUGGUGAGUGUUACUGUGCCAGCUGCUUUUGCUUUGGAAGAUGUAGGCUUCAACCAAAUGACCCCGCUGGGAGCAAAUCAUAGUUCUUCCAAUGCAUCAUUUCUCCCAAGUUUUGAACUCUCAGCAGAUUCCCACUCAGGUGAUGAUGUCAUCAUAGCCAGAGAGGGAACUAGUGUUUCAAUUGAGUGUCUUCUCACAGUCGACCACUAUGAAGGUGUCUAUUGGUACAACUCAAAAGGACAGCAGCUGGAUAACAGAGGCAGAGGUGGAAAAUGGUUGGUUUCUGAUAACUUCCUGAAUAUCACCAACGUAGCCUUUGCUGACCGUGGGCUUUAUACAUGUUUUAUCACCUCUCCGAUCCGUGCCUCCUACUCGGUCACCCUGCGUGUUAUCUUCACCUCGGGAGACAUGAGUGUCUACUACAUGGUUGUUUGCCUGAUUGCCUUUACAAUCACUCUCAUCUUGAAUGUCACACGGCUGUGCAUGAUGAGCAGCCAUCUUCGUAAAACUGAGAAAGCCAUCAAUGAAUUCUUCCGAACUGAAGGGGCAGAGAAACUUCAGAAGGCCUUUGAGAUCGCAAAGCGCAUCCCCAUCAUCACCUCAGCCAAGACUCUGGAGCUCGCCAAAGUCACACAGUUUAAAACCAUGGAGUUUGCUCGUUAUAUUGAAGAACUGGCAAGAAGCGUCCCUCUGCCACCCCUUAUUCUAAACUGUCGGGCCUUUGUAGAGGAGAUGUUUGAGGCUGUGCGAGUGGAUGACCCUGAUGACAUGGGAGAAAGAAUUAAAGAGAGACCUGCCUUGAAUGGUCAAGAUGGCAUCUUUGUCAUUAACCCAGAGAUGGGCCGGAGUAAUUCACCAGGAGGAGAUUCGGAUGAUGGUUCCCUGAGUGAACAAGGCCAGGAGAUAGCAGUUCAGGUUUCUGUCCACCUUCAGUCAGAGACCAAAAGUAUUGAUACAGAUUCUCAAGACAGCAGUCAUUUCAGCCCACCUGAUGAUACAGGAUCUGCUGAAUUGAACUCUAACUACAAAGAUGGGGCAUAUGAAAGCUGCCAGCUGUGAGCUACCCCAGUACCUACAAAAAUGGCUCUCAGAAAAGGAACCUGUUUCAUGCAGGAAAUAACAUUUUUACCAAAAGAUAAGUAGGACUUUACCCUUGCUAAUAUUAAGCACAUCAGAACAUGAAUUGUUACCAAAAUCUUUCUAAAAAUUCAGUGUUUUCCCUAUCUGAUCUUUCUCAGUCAUUUACUGUGAGCUUGAUUAAAUGACACAUGUUGAGAUUUAAAGGAGCCUGAGACAUCAGCAUAAUGGGGAAAGUACCACACCCAGAAUUACAUGGCUUCUCUUCUGGUCACGGUUCUUCCAUUGUGAGGGCCGACACUUAUCUUUAGGCCUCAGUUUUCCCACUAACAAGAUGAGGGAUUUGCACUGGUUGAUAUCUAAAGUCAUUUCUGGCCCUCUAACUUCUUGCCUGCCACCUUUAAACCAAAAGAAUCUUCAGCCCAUUUCUGAAUAAAUGCUUCCCUAGACUUUUGAGUCCCUUUUUAUGGAAAGGACCAAGCUGAAACUUUUUUCUGUGAUUUGGAUUCCCACACCAAUGCUAUGCAUAGAGGUGUGGGUGUUUUUCAGAUGUCUUGCUGGUGGAGCAUACAGUUGUAUAUGCUAGGUUGAAUGACUCCAGUGUAGCCCAUGUCUAUAUCAUUGUACAGAUACCAGGGAGCUAACGGCUCAUUAGUAAGCUACUUUCCAUGAGUAAAUUGGAAGUUGUGGGGGUGUAUCAUGUCUUUUUAACUUACUGAGGCAUCAUUUAGCUCAUUGAGCCAGCAGUGAUUUCCCAACUGUUCUCCAAAAGUGAACAGUUCGUUCCUAAAGAAUAAUGUCUUCAUUGUUUUUAGAAUAAGAAACAAUGUCAAAUCUUCUGUGUCUGGUAAAUUAAUGGAUUUUGACGUUUCUGUUCAUAGAAUUUCUCAGGCUUUCCCUGUUUAAAAGUACUGGACUCUAUGAGAUGGUUCUGUGUUUGGGAUCCCAUUCCAGGAGAAAACCUACAGCUGAAUUCCUCUUUAGACCUCUGUCAACACUCUUGCCCUCUGUGGUCUUAAAUACGGUGCUAAAGGUUGCAUGCCUCCUUAUCUUGUUCGUCUUGUUUAUAUUUUAUUGUUGAGGUUUUUAUUUUUGUGUACUUCAGGUGUAGAAUUUUGAGCUAGGGCUGCUUUUGUGGCCUUUCCGAGAAGCACUAACCUGAAAUAAGAUUCGAUAAUGGUGUGUGGUGUGUGUUACUAUAUUAAAUAUAUAGAUACUAAUACGGAUGGAUAUAUAUACACACAGAUGAUCUAGACAUAAAGAGGGAGAAAAAUUAUGAGGGAUGCCACCUGAUUCAACUGUGUAUAAUAAACGCUUAGGACAGUAUUUCUUGCCUGGCUGAGAUCUGAUAUAAUGGAAUUGUACAUACUCUUCAGAAUAAUUUCUUCAGCUACAGUAAGCUUGGCGUCAUAUAAUUUUAAGAACUUGGCAGUGGAGCUCCAUGUGCUUCACGUUUCUUCAUUUGGCUUCUGAUUACUGAAGCAUUACUUGAACAGAGGUUCCUGAGGGAAAUGUUCGGGGGAGGUUUUUAUCAGGAUUUUAAUUUAAGGUUUCAAAUGGAGGAAGGCAGGAAAUUCCAAGUGUGACCAGAUAGAACUCCUUUCUCCUUUGUGAAGGCUUAUCAGAAGUAAUACAUCUGCUCUGGAUAGCAUGAAUGAAUCGUGCAGUUUUAUCAGAUGGCAUUACAGAUAAUGAUAACGCUGCUUUUUCUGUCUCUCAGGCUGUUUCCAUGGAAACCUCCAGAGCCAAACAAAAGUUACCCGUCAUUUAGCCAAAGCUUGUCUUGGCUCAUAGACCUGUAUUUCUUUAAAGAACACUGUUUUCAUACAUUUGGCUAUGAGAGCAAGGGCUCUUGAACAUGCCCUAGAUUAUAGAACACUUUUUCCCUUCCCAGAAUGUUUCUCUUGAAAAUGUAAAAAAUUUUAAAAUCCCUUGUCUGAGGUCUGUCCCCUGAAUGUCCCUCAGAUCUUUAGAUAGCACCUUGCAACCUGUCCCAAUAUAGCAGGUUUGGGGUCAUUUUUAGAAUGUAGCUUGUCACAUUAAAGAGAAUGGAUUUACCCCACAUGUUCUCAUAACAGACAUGGGUGUUUGGGACCUUAAUGUAGACAUAUUUAACGAUCAAAGUCCUGAGAAACAGGGCUUUGGAAAAAUACAAGAAAUAUUGGGAAAAAAAUAAGUUUGCACAAUACUAUAUAACAAGUAUAGGCUACUCCAGUGUAUCCUAGAUAAAUCACUUUGGAAAUGUAAUGGUGACUUAAUUUGGUGGCCAAAGUAACUGAAUUACUUUGAGUAUUCCAGGUUAAGGUGCCACUGAUAAGGAAUUAAAGUAGGUCAAAAUUUAAGUGGAGCUGGUAUUAACUUUCUAAAUCUAGUAGUUCAGAGGAAGAAAACCACACUCACUAACAUUUUCUGUAGCUAAUCAAAUACUCUUCAUAUAUUAUUUAUACUCAUGUUAUCUUUUUGUAAAAUCCUUAACCUUUUGAACUUAAACUCCAGUCUAAUAGUCUUUUGACAAUAGUGGUAGUGUAAUUAUCCUUCUGUCUUGCUAGAUUUUGUGGUUAGUGAAAAUGCCUUUACUCAACAAACUGUAUUUGAAAUAGUUCUGUCAUCUCAUUUACAAAUUUUGUCUUGUAUUGUGAUUUAAUGAACCUUACUGUCCUUAUGAAAUGAAAUGGUGGCUUUGUGAAAUAAAUUUACCAAAAAUAGACAUGUGAACAUUUUUAGAGAUUCCUUACCAGCUGAAAUCAGACAGACAGCCAUCUUUUGAGCUGAUACCACAACUAGUUUAUAGGCAGUUUGAUAAGCCUGUCCUCAAAUUCGCAUCUGUUCUGAUAGUUUAGUUCUUGAGUCUGGCCCAGUGAGCAUUUAUAUUUCCUACCAACUACCUUGAUACAAAUAUCUUGGGAGUUGCUGACCUGGAAUGGUUGUGAGAAGGCUCCCGGCUUCUUCACCUCUCUUACCACGUAUUUUAAAGUCGAAAUACCCAGCUUCCCUUUUGUCCUCCAGCCACAGUGAACCCCUUGGCACAGUCCUCUCCACGCCCUGCAUGUAGUUUCACCCUAAAUCAGACUUUGUAUUCUGUGUCACAGAGCAGCAUGGGAGCGUGAAUGCUUGUUUUCCAGGGCCAGGCCAGUCACGGGUGCUAGCCUUGCCUCCGCACACCAGCUGCGGUAACACAAGUAUAUAAGAUUUCCUGAAUCACCAUUAAGAGAACACAGUCUUGUCACCUAGGCCAGCAAUGUUAAAAGUGCUAAGCCUUAUGCAUAAACUCCUAGGCUCUCAACACGUUUCAUAAAAGUAAAUGAGUUGUUUAAUAUGGUUCAGAUGAUGUUUAAAUGGUUACCAUGUUAAUGAAUACUUACAUUAUAACUUUGUCAUUUUUUUAAAAAAAGUUGUACUUGAAUGUAAUGUAUUAAAUGUUCAAUGGAGUAUAUUUCAUUUGUCUCAAGUCUUCUAUAGAGAUACAUUCAUUUUUAUGUGUCGUGGAAUUUGAUGUUAAUGAUUUUAAACAGGAGAAAAUUUAAAGUCUCUUUGGUUUCUACUAUGGCUACCCGUUUGAAUUUUACAAAUAUUUACUAAGCAUCUAUAUGUUUUUGGUGCUAUAAGCCAUACUGAGAUAGGUGUCCUGCCCACAGUUUGCCAUGAGAACGCAGGUGCCAGAUCAUCCUCACUAGGCCUAAAUAAGCAGUUUCCCACUUCUCAGGUAAAGUAUUCCUAGGAAAGGCAGAGCUUGAGCAAAGCCUAGAGAUAGGAAGAUUUAGCACAUGUUUUAGGGAAUCUGAUCAGUUUGUAAAGUUUGUGAUAAGGUGUGGCAUUGGGAGGAAUAGCAGCGGUAGAAGCAAAUGUCUGCAGUCCCAUGGGUGUGAAAGCAGGCAUGGAAAAGCACAGGAUCUCAGGAGACAGACAAAGAGAACAAGUAGAGGUGCAGCUCUUUACUUAAUUGCCGCAGACUCCUUAGAGUGAACACCAACCCCUGUCUCCCUGUGGCAAAAGAUCACUGGACUUGGAAUCCUGACUCUACCAACUAGCCGUGUAACAUUGGAACUCAGCCUCCCUGGACUUAAGUAAAGUGGAGUUGAUAACACCUACCUCACAAAAUGUGAGGGUUAAAUAUAGUGACAUGUAAGCAAACACUGUGCAAGCUGUAAUGUGCAAUAUAGUGUGAGGGGCUGGUAAUCACGUAGCCGUGGUGUUAGCUUUGUUAGCAGCCAUGUCCAGCUGAUGACUGGUUGCAUUUGGACUCAACUAAAACUUCCUCCAGAUCUCUCCCAGUUACAACUGCAUUUGGCUGCAUGCCAUGGAAACCCGAUUGUGGUGGCCUACCCAAAUAAGAGGUUUAUUUUUCUCAAAUAACAAGAAGUCCAGAGAAAGUCAGUCUGAGGCUGAUGCAGGGGCCCAAGUUUGGCAUCAGGGGCUCCAUUCAAGUCUUUUUCAUCAGAGAACUUCUAGAUUCCUUUCUGCCCUUAGCAUGUGGCCUUCAUCUGCAUAGUCGCAAGAUGUCUUAGAUUGGGUUCCCCCAGGAGUCCCUGAGACAAGAAUUCAUGUGCAAGCAGUUUAUUUGGAAGGUGGACCCAGGAGGGUAGGAGAGUAGGGAAGUGAGAUG